AAAAAUAAUGUCUGAGGAUUACACAGAAGUAUUUUCUGUUUAUCAGAAACAUAUGGAGGAAGAAGAAAACCUGCGUGAGACAAUCCGAACUCAAGUGAAAGAGAUGGAACAAUUAAGCAGAGAAAUUAUAACUUUGUUGCAAGGAGUUCACAAACCUAAAGGCUUGUCCCAAUUAUCCGAAUUGUGCGAUAAAGCUAGAAGAUUGUUUGAUACGGUACGGAGUCAAUAUGUUGGUUUACAGAAAUUGAUUCCUGUUGAUGAGUUUUACAGAUAUCAUGAACAUUGGAGGUAUGUGACUCAACGUUUAAUAUUUUCUGCAGCUUUCAUUGUCUUCUUAGAAUCAGGAAAACUUCUUACCAGAGAGGUAGCAGCAGAAUAUUUGGGAAUAAGUUGUAAUCCUGCUGAUGGAUUUCACAUAGAACUUGAUGAUUUUCUUUUGGGUCUCUUGUUGUUAGCUGAAGAACUGAGCCGUCUUUCUUUAAAUUGUGCAACUCAUGGAGAUUACAAGAAGCCAGUGCAAAUUGCUGAAUUUGUCUCUGAAAUGAAUGUUGGAUUCCGUCUAUUGAAUUUGAAAAAUGACCUUCUGAGAAGAAAGUUUGAUGGUCUUAAGUAUUGUCUUAAAAAAGUUGAAGAAGUUGUGUAUGACUUAUCUAUACGAGGUUUGAAAUCAACUCAAGAAAGUGAUUCAAAAACUGCAUAAUAUUUUUAAUAUUGUAAUCAGCAUUUUUCUUUGAUUUUAUUUUUUUCAUUUAUAGAAAAUAAACAAUUUUUUUAAUUGUUAA
Molecule: messenger RNA, 782 nt
Organism: Parasteatoda tepidariorum (common house spider)
Lineage: Eukaryota; Metazoa; Arthropoda; Arachnida; Araneae; Theridiidae
Gene: trsn
Product: translin
Biological process (GO): RNA metabolic process
Molecular function (GO): RNA binding; sequence-specific DNA binding; single-stranded DNA binding
Source: RefSeq, a predicted model, not a curated record